Messenger RNA from Phaeoacremonium minimum UCRPA7, 876 nucleotides. Its product is annotated as putative enoyl- hydratase protein. Bases 1 to 876 code for a protein of 291 amino acids. The record is from RefSeq and is a predicted model, not a curated record. The transcript has 2 exons. Gene Ontology annotation, cellular component: mitochondrion. Gene Ontology annotation, biological process: fatty acid beta-oxidation. Lineage: Eukaryota; Fungi; Ascomycota; Sordariomycetes; Togniniales; Togniniaceae. Gene Ontology annotation, molecular function: enoyl-CoA hydratase activity.
AUGAACCCUCUGAAGAGCCUACGACCGAUUGCGUCCCGCAUUCAGCCUACCAGUUUACCUCGACUGUCCCGGCCUUUCUCUGCAAGUGCGAGCCGCAAAUACGAAUACAUUCAGGUGUCAGAGCCAAAACCAGGCGUUGGCCAAGUUACGUUGAAUCGACCAAAGGCGCUCAAUGCCCUGUGCACGCCAUUGAUCAACGAACUCAAUGAAGCUCUCCUCGCUUUCAAUACCUCAGACAGCGUCUCCGCCAUCAUUCUUACUGGAUCGCAAAAGGCUUUCGCAGCGGGUGCAGACAUCAAGGAGAUGGCUCCAUUGACCUUCUCCCAGGCUUACACCAACUCCUUUAUCGAAUCUUGGUCUAACCUUACCACUCAGGUGAAGAAGCCUAUCAUCGCUGCCGUCUCCGGCCACGCCCUUGGUGGUGGAUGCGAGCUUUCGAUGAUGUGCGACAUCCUGUACUGCACCGACAACGCCAACUUCGGCCAGCCAGAGAUCAAGCUCGGCACCAUCCCCGGGGCUGGAGGCAGCCAGCGCCUGACGAGAGCGAUUGGCAAGUCGAGAGCAAUGGAACUUAUCCUCACGGGCAAGUCGUUCUCCGGGGCUGAGGCUUACCAAUGGGGACUUGCUGCCAGGACCUUCCCGACUUAUGAAGAGCUCAUGGAAGCAACUCUGAAGACUGCCGAGACCAUCGCAAGCUACUCGAGAGUCGCCAUACAGGGCUGCAAGGAGGUCGUAAACAAGAGCCAGGACCUACCGCUGAGGGAUGGUGUCGAGUUUGAGAGGAGAGUUUUCCACAGCUUGUUCGGCAGCCAAGAUCAAAAAAUAGGCAUGAAGGCCUUUGCAGAGAAGAAGAAAGCUGAGUGGACUCAUGAAUAG